Podarcis muralis (Common wall lizard) is the source of this 2644-nucleotide messenger RNA. RefSeq names its product 3-hydroxybutyrate dehydrogenase 1 (gene BDH1). Gene Ontology annotation, biological process: steroid metabolic process. Gene Ontology annotation, molecular function: 3-hydroxybutyrate dehydrogenase activity. The record is from RefSeq and is a predicted model, not a curated record. Gene Ontology annotation, cellular component: intracellular membrane-bounded organelle. NCBI's taxonomy places the organism in Eukaryota, Metazoa, Chordata, Lepidosauria, Squamata, Lacertidae.
UGCCCGGGCAGCCUCCUUGGAGUGCCCCCCCCCCGCCUGGCCCGGUGUUCUGGUGAUGCCACAUAAGGGCAUUUGCAUACCUGCUCCCCAUUUGCAUAAGGUGCUUUGUCCCUCGAGUUCUGGUGCCUGGAGAGAGUCCUGUGGGGCCUGGCCUGGCUGUGCCCUUCUUCUCCCUGCCAGCACCCGCUCUCCUUUCUGCCCCCUCCCCACACGCUGCCACCUGCAGGGCCUCCCCCAGCCACUCACUCUUGUAACUGACCUACGGGUUCUCCAGAGACCAGGAAUGACGUUCCUGCUCCUGUCCUUCCUGCUCCUGCUGCUGCUCCUCUCCUAAAGGGCUCCUGCCCUCCCAGCUCUGGGGCAGGCAGCUCCCGUGCGCUCCCCUCUCUGUGAGCAUGGAGCCCCACGCAGAGCCCAGAGGAAGACUCCGGCUGUGAAGACACCCAUGGCAACCAUCCUCGCGGCCACCCGCAUCUCCCGGCCCCUCGCCCAGCUGGCCACCAAAACCUCCCACCUGAAGGAUGUCUCCGCCAGCCUUCGGCCCCUGCCUGAGAUCUGUUCCUCGGUGUCCCGCCUGCAGGGCCGGCGUUCCUACGCAACAGAAGUGGAUGAGAUUGGCGAGAGGCCCGUCCUCAUCACUGGCUGCGAUUCUGGCUUUGGCUUCGCCCUGGCCAAACACCUGCACGAGCGAGGAUUCAUCAUCUAUGCCGGCUGCCUGCUCAAGGAGCAGGGAAGGGGCGGCUCCAAGGAUCUGGACGCCAUGAAGAGUGACCGGAUGAGGACCGUCCAGCUCAACGUCUGCGACAGCGAAGACGUUAGCCGGGCCGUGGACUACAUGACCUCCACUCUGAAGAUGCCAGAAAAGGGGCUGUGGGGCCUGGUCAACAAUGCUGGGAUCUCAACCUUUGGGGAGGUGGAGUUCACCAGCAUGGACACCUACAAGGAGGUGGCGGAGGUGAACCUGUGGGGAACGAUCCGCACCACCAAGGCCUUCUUGCCUCUCAUCCGCAGGGCCAAAGGCCGCGUGGUGAACAUCAGCAGCAUGAUGGGGCGCAUGGCCAACCCGGCGCGCUCCCCCUACUGCAUCACCAAGUUCGGGGUGGAGGCCUUCUCCGACUGCCUGCGCUACGAGAUGCGCCCGCACGACGUCAAGGUGUGCAUCGUGGAGCCGGGCAACUUCAUCGCGGGCACCAGCCUCUACAGCCCCGAGCGCAUCCAGGCCAUCGCCGACAAGAUGUGGGACGAGCUGCCGGAGAUCGUGCGCCGCGACUACGGGCGCAAGUACUUUGACGAGCAGAUCGCCAAGAUGGAGUCGUACUGCAACAGCGGCUCCUCCGACACGUCGCCCGUCAUCGACAGCAUCGCCCAUGCCCUGACCUCCUCCACCCCCUACACCCGCUACCACCCCAUGGACUACUACUGGUGGCUGCGCAUGCAGGUCAUGACCCACAUGCCGGCCGCCAUCUCGGACCGACUCUACAUCUACUGAGCGGGGGGGAGGGGGGACCCCUGCGCCCCCCACCGCCACCGUGUCCACCUCCAGGAAGGGAAACUAAUGCUAAGGGUUACCCUGUACAAAUUUCUCCGUAGUCGCUUGUCUAGUUGAGGUCCAAGUACUGUAUUUUUAGGGCUAAGCUGUUGUUAAUUUAAGCGUUUGAGGCUCCCUUACUCCUUGCAUGGUGUGUCUCCAACCAGUGCUAUUUAUUUCCAAUAGUCCCAUUUCCCCCCUGCCCAUCUCAGCUGCUUUGGUCAGAGUUCCUGCUGCAUCGACAGCUGCCCUCCCCUGGGAGCCCCCCCUUGAGUGGCAGGCGGGGGGGGUGGACCCUGUGCCCCUGGCUCCUUCCACCCAGCGCCCAGAAGCCCUAGAGCCCCUCCCUCUGGGCUGGAGCUGGGGCUCCAAAGGAGCCAUUGGGCCUCCUCCGGCCUUGCCUGCCUUUUGCACACUCCUUCCGGGGGGCAACUCUGUGGACCAGAAACACAAACACUCCCCCCCCCCCACUAGGCAGGCUCAUUCCCAUGCACUCCUGCGAGCAAGCGAGCGAUGUUCUCCUGAGCCAGGCACUUUGAACAGGGGCUGCAGAGGCAGGGUGGGGGGAGCUUCUUUGGGAGCCCCCGCCCCUCAGUUUGGGCAGCCAGAUGCUCCUAAAGGGCAAGGAGGGUCCCUUGGGCUGGGCAGGGAAUUAGAGGACUUUUUAGAAGCUCAAACUCUUUCUGGCAUGCUGGCGGGGGGGGGAUGCCUGCCCCCUUUGCUCCCCAGGGCCAACUGCGCUCACAGGGCACUGCAGCAAUAAGUGGCUCUCGCUGUCGGUAGCGCACACCAAGGAGCCGCAGGCUAGCCAUGCCCCCCCCCCAGCCACUGAGCGAGGACUGGGGGGGGCCCUCUGGGAAAGGGAACAAGCCCUGCGAGGCAGGACGGCAGAGUCUCUGCUCCACUGCAGUUUUAGGAACACACUUUUGUACAAAAAAGCCAUGUGGAGAUAUUUUUGUGAUGCUUCAGAGGCGAACAAAACUGUCACUGGAAGCUGAUGAAAAGUGUUUGUGAAAGUGGGGGGCAGGGGGGGCCUGCACUUCUGUAACGGGGGAGGGGGAGUCUGUGAUCAAAUAUCCUCUGCCUUGAUUAACAUUAAACAACAGUGACAAGGAA